AAAAAAGCAAACAAUUUCUGAAUCACAACAGGAAUACACUCCAAUGACACAAAACUUCCUACUAGUUGUACGCUGCUGUAGUAGACUUACAGUCGAUCCAGACAAAUGAAUGUUCCCGUAGCCGUUCGACCAUCGCUGAGCGUACACUUGAGCCGUGCCCCCAAUAACUUGUACAUGGCCAAUUCCGCAGGAUCCGUGGGGAUUGGCUUUGAUGUGACGGCAUCGGCUGGAAUGUCACUACUGGUCACACCCAUCGCAUGCGGCUGGUGGUAGUAGUAGUCGUCUUCCGAGGAGGAUGCCAUGGUCUCUCUUGAGAACAACAAAACAACGACGGCAACAAGCAACCAGUGGAAGGUGGACAAACCACAGCAGCCAGCCAAAAUUCUGACAAGGGUUUUCGUCGAUGCUCUCACUUGGUCGAGACGACCGUCAAGACCGUAAAACAGCUUUGACAUCAGGAGCAUCGCGUCAUUUUUUGGUUACUUAAGGCACAUUGAAAUUGGAAGUCUCCCAUUCGACAGAAGCAUUUUUAGGAGAAUUGGGCAGGUUGACAAUCGAGAAAGACACGCACAUCCUUGGGAACGCCAUCAAAAAGAUUCAAGUGCAUCGAUUUCAGCUUCUUGAUGCCGAUCCUCUUUCUCAAUCAUCACAUACAGAUCCAAUCGUCACCCCUGUCAAGCAAUUGCAGUGCAUUGCAUUGCCAGCCAGCUAUCUGGAGCUCUACUCGUAGAGCUUGUUACGCCAACUCACUGCCUCCUACCUCCCUUCCAUUCAAAGCAAAAACAAAACAGACUAUUCCUGAGGAAACCCAGGAAACAAAGUGUCAGUUGAGUUUUGUUUGAGAAAGCAAGAUGAGCGCUGCUUCGUCCAUUCCUGACUAUGGUCCACAGAUGGAGCUGGUCCAUCAAGCGUUGGAUGAAGUCGCCCGAUUUUUGAUUGCCAACGCUCCCACCAUUCAAGAAUGGACGCUCGAACUCAUGGAUACGAUUUUUAUGCCUCGCACUGUGGCCCGGCAGUUGGCACUGGCCGUGGCGUUGGAUGCUGGCUUGGUCACUGUGAGUUCCAUUGUGGGAGCUGUGCAACACUUGCUCUCCAAUUUCUCUUCCAGAAGUCGACUCAUUCGACAAUUGAAGGAAAAACAAGAAGGAGCCACUACGCAAGAUGAAUGGAUCGAAUUGGCAUUGAAAAUUGAUAAUGUACAGGGAAAUGAUGUAUGGAGAUCCGACCCCAACUGCCCACUCUAUGAACGAGAACGCAUCAGUGCCCGUGUCGAUGAAUUUGUUCAUUUGAUGCGGCGCAGAGAUAUUUUUGAACUCAUGUUCGUCCUUCGAGGAGGAAUUGCGCGCAACAAAUUUGGGUUGCUGCACGAAGGACUAUUCAGCAAGGCUCUUGCGGGGACCAAAGUGUUGGUGGAAACCUAUCACAACGUGGUUUGUGCCGCGUUGGAUUUUGUCUGUGAUGCCCCGGUGCCCGAUCCAGAAUCCUUUCCCAUCCCCACCGAAGCGAGAUUGGCAUUCUUUAAUGAAACACGACAUGCUUAUGGAAGAUCGUCGCUUUUAUUGAGCGGUGGAGCUGCUUUGGGAUUCUACCAUGCGGGUGUCGUCAAGGCGUUGAUGGAGAAUCAUCUCAUGCCGCGAGUGAUUGGAGGGAGCAGUGCCGGCAGUAUUGUAUGUGCCAUGGUGGGAACUCGUACCGAUGAAGAGUGCCUGGAAGGCAUGUUGCAAGGAAAGGGAACCCAUGCCCCGGGACACUCGGGCAACAUGAAUUUCAAUUUCUUCCGACCCAUGCCAGUCAAGGGCACCUUGGCUCUCCAGGAUCCCAAGCGAACCUGGCAAGUCUUUGUGCCCAUUGGAUUGCGUACCUUUACAUCGGUGGUGUACGACGUCUUGACGGGAAAUCGUCGUCCUCAGGAUGCAUUUAUGAAUGACACCAAUCAUUUCCGGAAUGUUUGCAAGGGCAACAUUGGAAAUUUCACCUUCCAGGAAGCUUUUGACCGCACAGGGCGUAUUUUGAAUAUUGUUGUCACGCCAAAGUCGUCGUCGGACCCGCCGCGCCUUCUCAACUACUUGACGGCUCCCCACGUUAUGGUUUGGAGUGCCGCCGUGGCCAGUUCCAGUUUGCCAGGUGUCUUUGAAGCAAAUCGUCUCAUGGUGAAGGAUGCUGAUGGAACUGAGCGCUACGAAAGCGCUGUUGGAAUGCAAUUCAGCGAUGGCAGCAUGGAGAACGAUCUUCCCAUGCAACAAUUGAGCGAAAUGUUCAAUGUGAACCACUUUAUCAUUAGUCAAGCCAAUCCACACGCCGUCAUGUUUGCGUCCUAUAAUCAAGAACGGAGCGUUUGGGUCAACCCGGUCACAGGAAUGCUGAACUCUCUCUUGAUUUUCUGUAAGGAUCAAGUCCGAGCGUGGUUGUCCCAUUUGGUGGAAUUGGUCGGUGGACGCAGGAUUGCGCCUCUCUUUGCCACCCAGCGAGAUAUCGGAGCGCAGUUCUUCACCCAAGAAUAUGAAGGACGCGAAUGUGAUAUUAGUCUGAUUCCAUGGAAGUCUCAUCGUGGUCUCUUGAGUGCCUUUCUGCAUUGCCUCUACAAUCCCACGUUGGAUGAGUUCCACGAGUGGGUAAAGGCCGCAGAAGCAGAAACCUGGAAGCACAUUCCUGCAAUCAAAUCUCACAUUGCAGAAGAGGUAACCCUUGACCGCUGCGUGCAACGCUUGCGGAAACGAAUUGUUUCGGAGGCCUGGGCAAAGAAACGCAACAACAGCGGUGUCUCGGCUGGGAAGAUGGGUGAACGUGUCCCCAGUUUCUUCACUAGUCCGAGUCUGGUCAACUUGAGUGGGUUGGGUAUUUCAGACCAGACUAAACUGGGAAGCUUUGGCGAAGUCGAGGAUGUACGCUACCAAAGACCGGAACUUCGUGAUCCCAGUCGACAGGGUGUACAAACUGCUGGAUCCAUGCCAGAGAGCGACAUUCCCACAACAACAAUCCCCAACAAUCAUGGAUGGGGCGGCCUUGGCUUGAAUGGCAAUCGAUCCAGUGGAAGCUUGAAUCGGAUUCCAUCGACUGCGUCGGGACUCUUUAUUGAUGGCGACGACGAAGCAGUGCAUCAUGCAGCAGAGUCCACGGGAGGGCAGCAAAUUGCGGGUGAGGUCACCAAGGUUCCGUCUAUCGAGAAUCGAAUGAAUGCGAAGGUAGCCGUUUCCAGCGGCUAUUUCAAGACUACAACCAUGGCUCAUUUUUAUUAUCGAAACACAUCGGAUUCAUCGGACAUCCGCAAGUCCGUCAGCGAUCACGAAAUCAUAGAUGGCUCACAGAAUGCAUCCCAAUCUGGUAGCGCUCGAGCUGGUCAUGGACGAAGGAAAUCUCAGAGCCAAGGAGAUCUGAACAAGAUCAUGGGCACGAUUGCUUGAGCCCCUUGUCGGUUCCGUGCCGUUUUACACUUUUGAAAUUGCCUUUAGAGCCGAUUUUUGCCUACGUAGUUUCGUUUUGUACUAGCUGGACUCGACUCUCGCAUCUUGUCCCAGUCCCCAUACGGCACCGGUGAAACAAAACAGGUCACCCUUGUCCUCCUCGAUAGAACGCCGGAAAUCGGUUUCAUUGGGUAGUGGGUAGGUCUACUGCAAACUAAAACAUGGUUCGAAUCAAAUAGUAAUAUUAUAGAACGAAUCAAUUAGCAUUCAA
Molecule: messenger RNA, 3672 nt
Organism: Seminavis robusta
Lineage: Eukaryota; Bacillariophyta; Bacillariophyceae; Naviculales; Naviculaceae
Source: the annotation of a GenBank genome assembly